GUUUGCGCGGGCCAGAGGAUCGCGCAGUGCGGCGAGGUCUUGCCGUCAGUACAAAGGUCCAAGAGACACCACGAUCGGAAGACAACUUGCUGAAGGAGUGCCACUUUCUGAGACUGGUUGGCCUACUGAUCUUUCAUGCCUGCCCCCAGAAUCCUAUGCCCGGCCUGAGUGUACGUGGCAUCUCUUUGGCACAUCCCCAGCCAUUCAGGAUAGGAAUGGUUCCCCUCCCUCAGGAGGCCACACCUCUUGGGCACCACGGCGCUCCUGGUCUGCCCCCUUGGGGAACCCUGGACUCUCCUUGCAGCCAUAUCUACUUUCCAAUCUACUAAUGCCUUGUGGAUGUGGAGUUCCAGUGUCACAGGAAGUAAAGCCGCCGAUCUGCCUCAGACCAGCCCGAGCAGAUCUCCAGGAUGCUGUGUGGAAAGCUGCCACAUUGAGGUGGCAAGUUGGUGUGUGCGCCGUGGCCAUGUCUGCCUCCUGAGAUGCCAGGCAGCCAGGCAAAAUGGAAGCUGCCAAUCCCAAAUCCUUCUUCUGGGAGUGUUUCCCCCCUAUGCCUACCUGUCGGGUGUACUGCAGCCCAACCUACCAGGACGGACAUCUCUUUGUGGCAGGUGGAUGCAGCCAGCAGGGCCAGCCCCUGGACACGGUGGAGAUGCUGGAUCUUGUUUCUUGCAAGUGGGCGGCGCUGCCCCCUAUGCCCACCCCACGGGCAGGAGCUGCGGCAGUGAUGCUUGGCAAGGAUGUGCUGGUGAUCGGAGGGGUGGACUCCAAACAGUGUCCUCUGACCUCGGUUGAAAUGUACCACGCAGAUGAGGGCAAGUGGGAGAAGAAAGCGGACCUGGCCCAAGCCUCCAUGGGUGUCUCGGCUGUUGAGAAAGAUGGCACUGUUUAUGCGCUAGGUGGGAUGGGCGCAGACACCUCUCCACAAGCUCUGGUGCGGAUGUAUGAGCCUGCCAAGGACCACUGGCAGUCCCUGCCCUCCAUGCCUACUCCCUGCUAUGGAGCCUCCACUUUCCUGCACGGGAACAAGAUCUAUGUCCUGGGAGGAAGGCAAGGCAAACUGCCUGUCACAGCUUUCGAAGCAUUUGAUCUGGAAGUGAGGAGCUGGACCCGCUACCCCAGUGUGCCCAGCCGGCGUGCCUUUGCCAGCUGCGCCAUGGCAGAUGGCUGCUUCUUCAGCCUGGGAGGACUGCAGCAGCCGGGCCCCCACAACUUCUACUCACGGCCCCACUUUGUCAACACCGUGGAGAUGUUUGACUUGCAAGAGGGCUCCUGGAGUCGGCUGAACCGCGCCAUCCGCAUGAGAGACAAGAGGGCUGACUUUGUCGCUGGCCACCUGUGUGGACGUGUGGUAGCAGCAGGGGGGCUUGGGAACCAGUCAAGUCCUCUGGGAUCUGUAGAAGGAUUUAACUUGGCAAGGAAGAAGUGGGAACCCUUGCCCUCCAUGCCCACUGGCCGCUGUUCCUGCUCCAGUUUGGAGGCUGCCCACCUGCUCUUUGUUAUCGGAGGAGUAGCCCAGGGUCCCAGCAGUGCAGUGGAGGCCUUGCGCCUCCAGGAAGAGGUCUGAACAAUGCUCUUUUAUGGAUGGUUUUCUGCCCACACAAGCCAAGUGGAUUUAAAGUGCCUCAUGCUGGAAACAGGAAGUGCAGCUGAGGAAGCAGGAAGGAGAACACAUGCUUCAUCACUACAGUGGCUCCCUUUCUUUUUGCUGUUCUUCAAUUGAGUUGCGUUAUCUUUGCAGGGCAUAAAGCAGCUCCAGAGACUGGAGAAAUCUGUCCUAUAGGCAGGGCGAGCAGUCAAGCCCUUGAGCUCCCUGUGUCCGUUGGAGCAAAUUAGGCUCAAUGGAGCAGGUUUUAUCAGUUCCACAGCAGAAACCAAAGGCCCUGUAUGUGCAGCCAUGGUUUCUGCAUUGCAGAGUCUCCAGACUCCACAUGGAUGUGGUAAGAAUGUGGGCUGGGCUGGGCUGGGCUCAGGCUGAAGUGGCAAUGUGAUUGCUUUUCCCAAACCCAAGUCUCCUUUCAGCUCCCUUUCCCUUUUGUUAUUUCCCCCACUGUCAGACUUUUAGACUGUAAGCUCUUCAGGGCACAGACCACUCUCUCUCUUGCUCUCUCUUUUUGCUUAUGCUACUCUGUAAACUGCCAUGUACAUUGAUGGCGCUAUAAUAAUAAUAAUAAAACUCACAUUUACAGCUCUACCAAGAAAACAGUGAAUGAUGGCAUGGCAAAUGUGAGUUCAGCUUGGGAGAUGAAUUUGUGGUUAAGCAAUUAUGCUGCCCAGGACACAGCACUGCCACAUUCUUGCCAUGCCUGUUGGACUUCAUGGAUUAGCCUUUCAAUGUAAAGGGCAGCAAGGUUUCCUCAGCAGGCCCUGGGGAGAAAUAAAAGAAGGUGCUACUGAGCAGAGCAGGUACUCCAGAGUUUCUUCUUCGAAUUGUCAUUGUUGUUUUUGUGCUCAUGUAUCUUGCGCUGCUCAGCUGAAUUGAUUCUAGAAAGGCUGGGUGUAGCCAUGACGCCCUGUGGUGUGUUCCUAACCCAGUCUGUGUCUCAUGUAGCACAUAAGGUGCCCUCUAGUUCAGUGCCUAGGAGGUGGUGUAGCACCUCAUGCCAAUAAAAAGUGGAUUUUUUCUCCUGG
Messenger RNA from Varanus komodoensis (Komodo dragon), 2631 nucleotides. RefSeq names its product kelch domain containing 8B (gene KLHDC8B). Gene Ontology annotation, molecular function: protein binding. Lineage: Eukaryota; Metazoa; Chordata; Lepidosauria; Squamata; Varanidae. The transcript is spliced from 6 exons. Bases 503 to 1567 code for a protein of 354 amino acids. The record is from RefSeq and is a predicted model, not a curated record.